GGAAGUCGUUUUUUCCUGGCUCACGCUGUUGAGGAAACCUGCAGUUCACAGUCACGUUAGCUAUUUCCUCCUGGAGUCCGAAGAAUACCAGAGAUGAAAAAACAAGACACGGAUGAGUCUGCCACCCAGGGCACUGAGGAUUCUCCACCUGCAGCAGGAGGGAUGGAUUCACCUGCAGCUGCAAAAGACAGCUCGGACAGCAACACCCCUAAAGAGUCUGAACCACAGACACCACAGACAGAGACAGACACACCUCUGCAAGAGGAAGAGGCAGCAAAAGAAGUUGCAGAAACAGCGCUGUCUCGGUGUGACAUGGCUGAGGAGCUGAGUCGGCAGCUAGAGGACAUCCUCAGCACCUACUGCCGGGAAACCAUUUCAGACGACGCCAGCGCCCUGGCCAAUGGUCAGUCACACAGCCCAGAGCUCAAUGGUCUGACCAAUGAGAAGGAAGACGACAAGCCGGAGGAGGGCAAAGUCAAUGGAGGUGACAGUGGUGUGGAGAAGGAACAGAAGAAGACUCAGGAGAAGAAGAAAGUGAAGGGUCUGGGUAAGGAGAUCACCCUCCUCAUGCAGACUCUGAACACACUGAGCACACCAGAGGAAAAGCUUGCAGGCCUCUGUAAGAAGUAUGCUGAACUGCUGGAGGAGCACCGGAACACCCAGAAACAGAUGAGAGUGCUGCAGAAGAAGCAGAGCCAGCUGGUCCAGGAGAAAGACAACCUGAGAAAUGAACACAGCAAGGCCAUCCUGGCUCGCAGCAAGCUGGAGAGCCUCUGCAGGGAGCUGCAGAGACACAACCGCACACUCAAGGAAGAAGGUAUGCAAAGAACACGUCUGGAGGAGGAGAAGAGGAAGGAGGUGACCUCUCAUUUCCAGGUGACGCUGAACGACAUCCAGACUCAGAUGGAGCAGCACAAUGAAAGAAACGCCAGCCUCCGACAGGAGAACACUGAGCUGGCUGAGAAACUGAAGAAGCUUUAUGAACAGUACAAACUACGGGAAGAGCACAUAGACAAAGUGGUGAAGCACAAAGACCUGCAGCAGCAGCUGGUGGACGCUAAGCUGCACCAGGCUCAGGAGCUGCUGAAGGAGUCGGAGGAACGCCACGACAGAGAGAAAGACUUUCUGCUGAAGGAAGCUGUGGAGUCUCAAAGGAUGUGUGAACUGAUGAAGCAGCAGGAAGUUCACCUCAAACAGCAGCUGUCACUGUACACGGAGAAGUUUGAAGAGUUCCAGACAACUUUGUCCAAGAGCAACGAAGUCUUCACCACUUUUAAACAGGAGAUGGAGAAGAUGACUAAAAAGAUCAAAAAGCUGGAGAAGGAGACGGCCAUGUAUCGAUCCAGGUGGGAGAGCAGCAACAAGGCUCUGCUGGAGAUGGCAGAGGAGAAAGCAGUGAGGGACCGGGACUUUGAGGCACUUCAGGGUAAAGUCCAGAGGCUGGAGAAGCUGCGGCGGGCGCUCAAAGUCGAACGGAAUGAGCUGAACAAGAAGGUCCAGAACCUCAGCGGUCAGCAAGGUGGCACCGCAGGAGCACCCACCUCCGACCCAGGGACUGACUCCCCCUCUCCACCACCUACAGACACUCUGUUGGAGCCCAGCACCUGUCCUGUCCCAGACACCACCUCCUGCUCCCACACCUGCCACUGUGACCCAGAACUGGACACAGACCCCCUAUUAGAAGAGGCAAACGCUCAGCCUGUCACCGCACAGGAAUGAAGCAACGCUGCUCACAGGUCUCCUCUCUCUGCUCCAGCAUCAAGCCACCAAAAGAUAAGCCACCAGCCUGCAAGCCACUACUCCUCUGCUAGAAGAAGCUGACACUGGUCCAGGAGCAGAUCAGAAAGUCACACCUUUAUAUCUUUUAGGCAGAAUACCUGAUCACCAUUUAAUGGAAGGAUUCACUUGUUUCCUCCCAGUAUCCUGUGCGGGCUUUAUUAAGGUAAUGAGAAGAUUGUGCCUCAUCUAUCAGCACAUUUACAUGCACAUCAUAAGUCAAUUACUGUGAAUAAGUUAAGGUAAUGGUUUGAUUAAAGCAUUUACAUGCUUUGCAAUAAGCCAAUUUCCUGCUAUAAUGAGAUUUUCAUGAUUAAUUAAUGAUGAUUAAUUAGUCAGGUUAAUUUCCAUGAGCAUGCUUGGCAGCCCACAGGAAACACCUUACCAGCCACACAAAGCAGAGAAACACCAGGGAUUUUUUUGGGCUUUUCUUUUUCAAAUGGAUAAAUAGUCUUAUUUAUUACUUACAAAAGAAAGCCAUUUUCUGAUGCAUCCCUCCCAUAAUAAGUCCCAAGCAUCCGUUCCCAGGAGUCAUACUUACGGUAUAUACAUAUCACAGUAAGUUUAGAAGAUUGAUAAGUUAUCCAGCUCUAUUAUACUUGCUCCAUCUUAACCUUCAACUUGACUAAAACAACACUGUUUACAUGAUAGAUUAUUUGUGUGUAUGUAAAUGUACUGGCUGCCUCCGUGUUGUGCUAUUUUACUACACAUUCCCUUUUCGGCUUGCAUCAAACCUGGAACUGCUCGACAAGGUAAAUAACAGUGCUACUUUAGAUGACACAAGCCUAACAGGUAAAUGGCAAGCGGAGUCGGAGGUUGAGGUUGUAUAUUUGUGUGUGUGUGGUUGUGGGUGUGUGUGUCUCCAUUCUGUCUGUCUCAUUUGCAUCACGAGACAGUGUGUUAGGAAGGGGGUUGAGUCAUGGCUUGCAGUACUCUGAAGGCCACUGUUAGUAACUUCAUGGGUGGGGUGGGGUGUGGGAGAUUACGUGGCUAAGGUUGUCUCCAGUCCUGGUAAUUGCAGUAGCUUGUAAUCAGGUUUUAACAAGAGAAUGUUCAAGGACCUCUAUGCAAUGCUUGCCUCUUGGUUUUAUUCUGUGGCAGUCUGAACUGACAAGCACUUAGCUGAGAAUGUACAUUCAUUAUAUCCACUGUCCUGCAUGGAUGUACUGUAUAAAUAGACGACAUAUCUCACAGCAGAACUCUGUUUUUUGCUUAAAUUCUAACCUUGUUUGUUGAGCUACUCUCAGUCGUUGUUUGACAUUGAGAAUGAUAUUGUCCAACUUUUAAAAGGUGACUGAGCCAAGUGGGAAUAAGGAGGAAAAAUGAGAAAACUUUUUAUUAUUCUGAAUGGUAGUUUUCACAAAACAUGCCCAUUUCUCUUCUCAUGUAUUACCUAAUAUGUAGCAUCGAUAACAAGGGGACAACUGAUAGAAGCAGUAAUUUUCAACUUAAAUAGAAAUAGCAAACAUAAUUUCUUCCAUUGUCCCACAGGACAGAUUCAUUGUAUUUCCAGCCCUGUGCUGGAUGUGGAGGUCCAUUGACCAUGAGAAGGAACCAAAGAUGUUUGCUUUUUUUUGUCUUUUGCAGUACUUUUAUCUGGCUGUGUAUAUUUUGUUUCUUGUUAAAUAAAAGAUGUAACGAUGUA
This is a messenger RNA of Toxotes jaculatrix (banded archerfish), 3421 nucleotides long. It is a transcript of the gene txlna, whose product is annotated as taxilin alpha. The record is from RefSeq and is a predicted model, not a curated record. Lineage: Eukaryota; Metazoa; Chordata; Actinopteri; Toxotidae. Gene Ontology annotation, molecular function: syntaxin binding. The transcript has 11 exons. The coding region runs from base 94 to 1719 and encodes 541 amino acids.